Chroicocephalus ridibundus (black-headed gull) is the source of this 1282-nucleotide messenger RNA. RefSeq names its product esterase D (gene ESD). The transcript is spliced from 9 exons. Gene Ontology annotation, biological process: formaldehyde catabolic process. Gene Ontology annotation, molecular function: S-formylglutathione hydrolase activity. The record is from RefSeq and is a predicted model, not a curated record. Lineage: Eukaryota; Metazoa; Chordata; Aves; Charadriiformes; Laridae. The coding region runs from base 289 to 1137 and encodes 282 amino acids. Gene Ontology annotation, cellular component: cytosol.
GCGGGAGUGAUUGCGUGGAAAUUUAGUGCAGGGACGGAAAUGGGAGCGAAGCCGAGGUGGGGCCGGGUCCGGGUCCGGGGGUGGGCGGCCGGCCGGCGGGCCCUGCCUGCUGCUCGGCGGGCCCUGGCUUGGUGCUGCCGCCGGAGUGGGCCUAACGCGCUUCUGAGUGGCCGCCCCUCGGCUCCAGCCCCGCGGGGGUGGUGGAAGGCAACGAGCAGGCCCUGAGGGCUGUCAGUGGUGCGUGGUUUUUUGUUGCCCGAUGCACCAGAGGAGAGCACAGGUAAAGCCAUGUCACUGAAACAGGUUUCCAGCAACAAAUGCUUUGACGGUUUCCAGAAGGUGUUUGAACAUGACAGUGCAGAGCUAAAAUGCAAAAUGAAAUUUGGAAUCUACUUGCCUCCAAAAGCAGAAACUGGAAAGUGUCCUGUGCUGUAUUGGCUCUCGGGGUUAACUUGCACAGAACAGAAUUUUAUAACGAAAGCUGGUUUUCAUCAAGCUGCAGCUGAACAUGGCCUUAUUGUAGUUGCACCAGACACAAGCCCACGUGGCUGCAAUAUUGAAGGAGAAGAUGAAAGCUGGGAUUUUGGCACCGGUGCUGGUUUUUAUGUGGAUGCCACUGAAGAUCCAUGGAAAACAAACUAUAGGAUGUAUUCCUACAUAAAGGAUGAGCUGCCUAAACUAAUAAAUGCCAAUUUUCCAACUGAUCCUGAACGAAUGUCUAUUUUUGGGCAUUCCAUGGGAGGCCAUGGAGCUCUUAUUCUUGCUCUGAAGAAUCCUGGAAAGUACAAAUCUGUGUCGGCAUUCGCUCCUAUCUGCAACCCUAUUCAGUGUCAGUGGGGGAAGAAAGCCCUUGGUGGAUAUCUGGGAUCAGAUGUAAGCAAAUGGGAGGCGUAUGAUGCUACACAACUUGUGAAGUCCUAUCCAGACUCUCACCUGGACAUCUUGAUUGAUCAAGGCAAAGAUGACCAGUUCCUGUCAGCGGGCCAGUUAUUGCCUGAUAACUUCAUCGCUGCCUGCACGGAGCGGAAAAUCCCAGUGGUCUUUAGGCUGCAGCAGGGUUACGAUCACAGCUAUUUUUUCAUUGCUACAUUUAUUAACGACCACAUCAAACACCAUGCAAAAUACCUCAACGCUUGAACCGUUUGGAUGGGAGCGUUGUCUGUCCGGUAUGAAUCAAGGGGUAGAGGCAAACUAAACAGAAAUCAUUUGCUGAAGUAGCGUCUGUAAAAUGGAGCUCUUCUGAUCGUACUGCUAAGAAAAAUAAAAGUGCCACUUAAUUUCA